Messenger RNA from Fragaria vesca subsp. vesca, 1461 nucleotides. Its product is annotated as glucan endo-1,3-beta-glucosidase 11-like. The transcript has a single exon. Gene Ontology annotation, cellular component: plasma membrane. Lineage: Eukaryota; Viridiplantae; Streptophyta; Magnoliopsida; Rosales; Rosaceae. Gene Ontology annotation, molecular function: hydrolase activity, hydrolyzing O-glycosyl compounds. The record is from RefSeq and is a predicted model, not a curated record. Bases 1 to 1461 code for a protein of 486 amino acids. Gene Ontology annotation, biological process: carbohydrate metabolic process.
AUGGCAAAGUGUACCAGAAUCAAUGCUGCUUUUCUUCUUCUAUGUUGGUUGAUCUGUUUCUCAGGAUUCGGUUUCGUACAAAGAGUUUCAGCACUUGGUAUCAACUACGGUCAACUAGGUGACAAUUUGCUACAACCACAGCAAGUUGUGAGCCUCUUAAGGUUCAACAACAUCACAAAAGCAAGAAUUUUUGACACCAACCCUCAGAUACUAACUGCAUUCGCAAAUUCGGAUAUUCAGCUCAUUGUGACAGUGGAAAACACUAUGCUAAGCCAACUAAGCAACCCCCAAGCAGCCAUUCAGUGGGUCACUACACGCAUCAAGCCUUACCUUCCGGCAACGAAAAUCACAGACAUUAUGAUAGGGAACGAGCUUGAUGCAGCGGAUUUGCUAGCUAGCCUUGUACCGGCCAUGUCCAGCGUUCAAAAGGCACUAUCUCAGUUAGGUCUUGAUUCACACAUCAAGGUGUCAUCGCCUUUUUCUUAUGGGGUGAUGGGAGAGUCUUAUCCACCUUCUGCUGCCAGUUUCAAAAGUGAUGUCUCUGAUAUAAUGUCACAAGUGUUACAGUUUUUGUCAUCCACAAAAUCACCAUUUUGGAUCAAUGCAUAUCCUUACUUUGCAUACAAGGGAAACUCGAAAGAAAUUCCUCUAGACUAUGUGCUUUUCAGCAACGACGGUUCAUCGGCCGGAGUGACAGACCCUAGUAGCAAUUUGCAUUAUGACAACUUGUUGUAUGCUCAAGUAGAUGCAGUCAUUUAUGCCACUAAGGCAUUGGGGUUUGAUGAUAUAGAGGUUAAGGUUGGGGAGACAGGGUGGCCAUCGAAAGGGGAUGAUGAUGAACUUGGUGCGAGUUUAGAGAAUGCUGCUAUAUACAAUGGGAACUUGUUGAAGAGGCAAUUGGCCAACGAAGGUACACCUUUGCAGCCUACACUCGACGUCUAUGUUUUUGCUCUUUUCAACGAGAACAAAAAGCAUGGACCAACUUCGGAGAGGAAUUUCGGUCUAUUUCAACCGGAUGGAACUGUGGUUUACAAUGUGGGAUUGACUGGAUACUCAUCUGCCAAAAAUCCGGCUCCUAACUCAACUGAUGCCCCUACCCCAACCCCAUCAGAACCACCAUCCUCCGAUACAAGUUUAACUGAUCCCCCUACCGCAACCCAAACCCCAUCAGAACCACCAUCCUCUGAUACGGAUUCAAUUGAGCCCUCAUCACCCCCAACUCCAACCCUAUCAGAACCACCAACUUCAGAUGCAAAUUCAACUAAUGCCUUAUCACCCCCAACCCCGAGCCUAUCAGAACCACCUACCUCAUCACUUCCUGAGAUCCCCAUGACAUAUUCCUCCGGUGUCAAGACAGCAACAACUAUGGGACGCUGGACGAAGUGGAUCAUUAUUUUUAGUGUGCUAAUCAUUAUAUUUCUUGGUGCCAUUGUGUGGUACUGCUGCAGCCGUUCCAAUUAG